Carlito syrichta (Philippine tarsier) is the source of this 2268-nucleotide messenger RNA. It is a transcript of the gene SPINT1, whose product is annotated as serine peptidase inhibitor, Kunitz type 1. The coding region runs from base 1 to 1611 and encodes 536 amino acids. Gene Ontology annotation, molecular function: serine-type endopeptidase inhibitor activity; protein binding. The transcript is spliced from 12 exons. Lineage: Eukaryota; Metazoa; Chordata; Mammalia; Primates; Tarsiidae. The record is from RefSeq and is a predicted model, not a curated record.
AUGCUGCAGUUGAGCAAGGAAAACGACGCCAGGCUUGGCUACAGGAUCUGCGAGCCUGGAGGACUUCCGGGAGCUGAUCUAGAAGCAGACAUCACGGAUUCCAGUUAUCCCAGGGAAAGCCACACAACUUCUGGGUUCUCUUCCCGCCACGAGAUGGAAAUCAUUUCCCGAGGGCCGGUGACCGUCGGGCCGCCGCCCGCGGGAGCCGAGUGCCUGAACCGCUUCACCGCCGGGGUGCCUGCCUUCGUGCUGGACACCAACGCCUCGGUCAGCAACGGGGCCACCUUCCUGGAGUCCCCCCCGGCGCGCCGCGGCUGGGACUGCGUGCGCGCCUGCUGCGCCACCCAGAACUGCAACCUGGCGCUGGUGGAGCUGCAGCCCGACCGCGGGGAAGACGCCGUCGCCUCCUGCUUCCUCAUAAACUGCCUCUACGAGCAGAACUUCGUGUGCAAGUUCGCGCCCAGGGAGGGCUUCAUCAACUACCUCACGCGGGAGGUUUACCGCUCCUACCGCGAGCUGAGGACCCAGGGCUUCGGAGGGUCCCGGAUCCCCAAGGCCUGGGCAGGCAUAGACUUGAAAGUGCAACCCCAGGAACCCGUGGUGCUGAAGGAUGUGAACAACACAAAUUGGCACCUACUGCAGGGUGACACGGAUGUCAGGGUAGAGAGGAAAGAUCCGGACCAAGUGAAGCUGUGGGGACUCAAGGAAGGUACCUACCUGUUCCAGCUGACAGUACCUGACUCCGACAAGCCAGAGGACACAGCCAAUGUCACAGUCACUGUGCUGUCUGCCAAGCAGACAGAAGACUACUGCCUUGCAUCCAACAAGAUAGGCCGCUGCCGGGGCUCCUUUCCCCGCUGGUACUAUGACCCCAUAGAACAGAUCUGCAAGAGUUUCAUUUAUGGAGGUUGCUUGGGCAACAAGAACAAUUACCUUCGAGAAGAAGAGUGCAUGUUAGCCUGCCAGAAUGUGCAAGGCCCCUCCGUGGAAAGGCGCAAUCCAGUCUGCUCUGGCACCUGUCACCCCACCCAGUUCCGCUGUGGCAAUGGCUGCUGCAUUGAUGGUUUCCUGGAAUGUGAUGACACCCCCAACUGCCCUGACGCCUCUGACGAGACUACCUGUGAAAAAUACACCAGUGGCUUUGAAGAGCUCCAGAACAUCCAUUUCCACAGUGACAAAGGACACUGUGUGGACCUGCCAGACACGGGACUCUGCCAGGAGAGCAUCCCACGCUGGUACUACAACCCCUUCAACGAACGCUGUGCCCGCUUUACCUAUGGCGGUUGUUAUGGCAACAAGAACAACUUUGAGGAAGAGCAGCAGUGUCUGGAGUCCUGUCGUGGCAUCUCCAAGAAGGAUGUGUUUGGUCUGCGGCGGGAAAGCCCCGUUCCUGGCGUAGGCUCUGCGGAGGUGGCCAUUGCGGCUCUCCUGGUCACCUGCAUCGUGGUGGUGGUAGCCAUCCUGGGUUACUUCUUCUUCAAGAACCAGAGAAAGGACUUCCGCAGACACUGUCACCAUCACCAUCCACCACCCACCCCUGCCAGCUCCACCGUCUCCACUACUGAGGACACAGAACAUCUGGUCUAUAACCACACCACCCGGCCCCUCUGAGCCUGGGGGUCGCCAGCUCUCACUUGGCCCUGCUUUCUGCUUGCCAAGACAGAUACCUGGCUGGGGAAAACUUUGGGACCAGACUCCUCUUGCCUAUUUCCCAGACCUACUGUGCCUUAGCAUUCAGGGCUGUCCCCUCUUGAAGGAGUCUCAGCUAAGCUCAGGUCCUGAGAAAGCCCAGGGUCUGGGAGGAGUCUGAGAAAGCCCUUGGGCCUGAAGUGCCAGACAUAGAUGGACCUGCCUGUGUAGGAGUUUGGAGGAAGUUGGAGUUUUGUAUCCUGUUCAAAGCCGCCUGCCCCUACCCCCAUGGUGUUGGAAAGGGGGCUAGGGUAGCAUCAGAAGCUGGAGGCCCCAACCCUGUCCUCCAGGACUCCCCUUCCAUACUGCCCAGUCCAGGGCUGGGAGGAAGGACUUUGCUGUAUAGCGUUGCUGUAAAGAGUUACUUUUGUUUAUUUAAUGCCAUGGAGUGAGCGAGAAGCGGAGGGGGCUACCUGGCCUCUGCUUCCUCUCUCCCUCUUCCCCAAGAUCGAGCUCCCUGCCCUUGACCAACCUCAACCUGGCCAGGACCUGCAGACAGGCGGAAAAGCCUAAGCCGUGUCCCAGCCUCCACCCCUCUUGAACUUCCCACUGCUCCAGUCCACUCAUAGUGUAAUAAAA